AAGAAGAGGGAGGAAUUCACAACCUCUCCAACACCUGGGACACCCUCAGCUUCUGUAGAAGAAGGACUGCAAGAUGAAGACUGUGUUCCUGACUCUUCUCCUUGGUCUGGUUUGCGCUGCCCAGGAAGCUCCAGCUGAGCUAGACUCCUCACAGAUUACAGGAGACUGGCGCAGCAUUCUCACGGCUGCAGAUAACCUAGAGAAGAUUAAGGAAGGAGGCCCCCUGAGGGCAUACGUCCGUCGGCUUCAAUGUACUGACCCCUGUUCCUCACUAUCCAUUAACUUUUAUGCCAAGCUUCCCAACCAAUGCACAUCCCUCAAUGUAGUUGCAGAGAGAGAAGGGGAUGUUUAUCACGUAGGAUAUACGGGUUCAAACUUUUUCGAACUGAUUCCUGUGUCACAGAACACAUUAGCAAUCUACACGGAAAACUUGGAUGGCGUGAAGAGUACAAAAGUGACUCAACUCCUUGCCAAAGGAGACAGUGCCACUCAAGAAGACAUUCAGCAGUAUGAGGAACUGAACAGAGAAAGGGGGAUUCCAACAGAACAUAUACAAGAUCUCACUCAAACAGAUGACUGUCCUCAGUAAGAUCUGACAGCCUCUUCUGGGAGACUGGCACACCAUUUACAUGGCCAGAGAUAACAAGAAGAUUGUAAAAGGGGGCCCACUGAGGGGUUACUAUCGUCAGAUCAAAAUGUAUCAAUGGCUGUGAACACAUCUGCUUUGCAUUUUAUGUCAAGGAAGCACAAUCUGACCCAACUGCAAACAAGCAGACUGUGAACUUCUGGCGUGGGGUGUGGUCUCCAAUGUGCGGUGAAACAUGUGUGUCAUGGCUGUGAUGUUGAGUAUGUGAACUCUAUUCUCAGACGGGUGUCCUCAAGCCCUGGGGAAUGGGUGGUGAGGAUGGAGUGUUUUGUCUGUCGCUUUUUCAGGGUUGACGGGACAUGCCCGUUAUUCACAGAAGUGGCAAAGAGACAAGAAGGAGAUACGUAUGUCACAAAACGCGAGUGUUCGAGCCUUUCUGAUGUAUUCCCAAAACCUUGGAAUGUGUUCAGAUGGAUAGCCUCGGUUCCAUACAAGACAACUAGAUGUCUGCAUGGGUGGACUAUUUACUCUACUCAUUACCAAUGCAACCUUGGAAAAGCCAUUUAAUUUUUCAGCAAUCAAUUGUGUCCCAAAAUACCAGGCUGAGGUCCAAGAUUGGAACGUGGCCUUUGACGGUCUCUGAGAAGAAGCCCUUGAUGGUCUCUGAGAAGAAGCCCCAGAACGUUGACGCCUCGUGUUCCCUGGGUGUGGAGAACUGUGUAAAGCUAAUUACGAUUACAGCGACUCUCGCAAAUUUUUUUUCUAUAUUUUA
Molecule: messenger RNA, 1358 nt
Organism: Bubalus bubalis (water buffalo)
Lineage: Eukaryota; Metazoa; Chordata; Mammalia; Artiodactyla; Bovidae
Product: allergen Bos d 2
Exons: 7
Coding region: 74-589 (171 amino acids)
Molecular function (GO): odorant binding; small molecule binding
Source: RefSeq, a predicted model, not a curated record